CUCCUCCCCAGUACCAUGAAGGGAGAGACACAGCAUGUCUAUUCCAUCAAGGAUCCUGAGCCCAGCUCCAAAGAGCAAGACAAGGACUUUGAAUGCCAUGGUAAUUUGGAAGGAGGGGAGCUCAACAGUCCCCAGUCUGAUGGACUGCCCAAGGCAACCCCCCCCUUUAGCAUCAAGGACAAGGAGCCUCACAGCCAGAGGGAGGCUGUGAUCAGGCCACAACAGGCUGGGAAGAUCGACUUCAAGUCACUUCACAAUAGGCCAAAAUUGCUAAGUAAUGGCCCAUGGAGUGCUGGGAAGGGGACUCUCCAGUCUCCCACAGGGAAGAGCAGGGUCCGGGAUAAAACCCGACGGGCUGGGAAAGGGGAACGGGGCCAUCAGCAGCUCUACAGGCUCACCAUCGCCAACUCCCGGGCCAACCCCACUAUUGGCAUUGCUUACCCACAACAGAAAGUUACCCCACCAAAAAAGUUAGAGGCCAGCAAGAGACCUGCAUCAGGAAGCUACCGGUUCAAUGUCCCCAGCAUCCCAGAGCGUGAGGCUGAGCUCCAGCAAGAAGAGGUCGGCUUCAACAGGUACUUCCAGGAGGCUCCCUCUAGCCUUACCUCCACCAACUAUACCUCACAGGCCCCAACCACCACACCCCCACAUCACAGCAGGAAGGACCAGCAGCAAGCGGGCCCUCCACAGGACAGCCCCAGCCUGGGCAGGCCACCACACUAUUUGGAGUUCCAGGCAAACAGGACUGACUCCUGGCCUUCCCCUGAGAAGAGCUUCCCAGGUGCUAACUAUGAAGUCACCCCUGCCAAGCCAUGCCCCUUCCCCGAGGGCAGCAAAUCCAGCGCCCACUGUUUUGUGCCAUUUCAAUAUCCAUUCCAGGUGUCCGAGCCUUUCCCUGUUGAAGCUACCAGUCAAGAAUAUGUGGGUACUUCCCUGGCAGCUCACCACGGGGCAUUUGUUUUCCACUCUUCUUCGAGGGACUGGCAGGAAGACCCCUUGAACAAGGGUUCCUUUGACAGUUUGUCCCAAGAAGGCCGGGCCUAUUCACUCCCUUUGCAGUCAGCUCCAUUUCUGCAUCCACAGACUCAAGGAGCUCAGCUUCCAUCACCUCUGCCAUGCUACAAGGGGCAUGGAGACCCUCCCCCUGACGUGAAUGGUGCUAUCUCUUCCUCUGGUGCUAACGACCAAAACCCAACUCCAUUCUUAGAAGGCCAAGGCAUUUUCUCAACAAGUUUACAUGGUAGCAUGCCCAAAGCUGUCACAAAGAGGCAAUCCUCAGCAAAACACAGCGUCCCAAGUCUGAGGAUGCCAACUCUAAGUAACGCUCUUAGAAGGAACAUACCACAGAACUCACUCCCCCAAGUGCACUUUCCAAACAAAGUCUUUGGAGGUUCCCCAGCCAAUGGCAUGAGCCCAGCAUCCAUGCCUUUGGAUAAGGAUGGUUCCGUGGUAACCGAGGGUCACUCCAAGGUGGCCCAGCCAUGGGAUGGAGGCAAUAAGACAUUUACUACCAUAGACCCAGAUUCAGCACUUUAUUCCACCACUGCUGCUGCUGCUGCUGCUGCUGCUGCUCCCGGAAUCGGGAAUCAGUUCUCUUUUGAAUGCCAGACUAGUUCUGAGCAGAGGCCCCAUGUUCAAAAGGGUGCCCGGGUAACAUGGCAGCAGAUUCAUCUCACCUCUGCCCUGCCUAAUCCAAACAGAAUUGAACCCUCAAGACAGUUGAACAGCCAAAAGCUUUCCUUCCCUCCAGGCACAUCUGAAUGGCAAGGAGUGGGCAAGAUGCCAAAGACAGCCCACCUGCCCAGCCCUCCAGGCUAUCCUGGGAAGAUUCAUGGGCCAGGGGAAAAGAUCACAGCCCAGAGAAGUGAACCCAUCCAGCUGAAUGGGGGCCCUACGGGUGUUUAUCCCUAUGAAGGGGUGAAGGAAGCCAGCUCUCCUUCCUGUGAUUCCCGGACCAAGCCCUUGUUCUUUGGGAUAAGCCAGCCUCAGGCCUCACCCAGAAGAGCCUCCAAGCUGACUGUGGCCCUCUCCCCACCAGGAUUAGUAGCAACUUCUCCGGUCAAAUCCCCUUUGCCCUCACCCAUCCCCAAUCCCACGAGCAAUAGCACUUGUUCUCCUCUGUCACCUCUGUCUGCCAGUCCUGUUCAUCACAGCUCAGAAGAGAGCCAGCUCUCAGUCCCACUUGCCCCUUCCUCCUAUUUCCAGCCCCCCAUUCACCCAAAGGAGAACAAGACUUUCCAAUCUCCAGACCCAUCCAGUGACUUAUCCAUUCCUUAUCAAGCUGAGACCAUGAAGGCAUUUCAUUUCCCUGCAGAUGGACCAAAGGACGAGAACCUCUUUAAAUGCCUACAGGAGAGUCCGUUUCCCAGAGCAGUCACUGAUGUGAGCAAAGGAGGUCUGGACAGCUUUGAAGGCGAGCUGCCCCCUUAUUCCUCCCAUCACUUCCUAGCUAACUCGAUCAGCAGCGCUAGCCUAGACCAACUGGACGUGUUGCUGACCUGCAGACAAUGUGAUCAGAACUAUAGUAACCUCACCUCCUUCCUGGAACACCGGCAGUAUUGCGGUUUACACUCAGCAUUCCUGGCCGAGAUGCGAGAUGGCUCAAGACUGGCUGAGGGCCGAAAGCGCCCUCCAGACCUGCUGCGGGCUCCCCAGCCUGGGUCCGGGCUCACAGGGCCCAAGGGACCUUCUGAUCCUCACUCACAUUUGCUCAGCCCCAACAAGUCUACGGACUUCAUGUUAGAUGGGGAGGGUAAGGGAGAAAGCAAAGAAGACCCCUUAAAAGGACACUUCUUUACGAAUUCUUUGUCUCUUAUGGCUUCUGACUUGGAGAUAGAGGAUGCCAAGCUAGAUAGCCUGAUCACAGAGGCGCUGAACGGCCUUGAGUACCAAUCAGACAACCCGGAGAUUGACAGCAGCUUUAUCGAUGUUUUCACUGAUGAGGAACUCUCCGCCACCAAAGGUCUAGGCAGUAGUCAGUCUUACAAGACCAAGGAAGGAGCAGGACCUGAGAGCAAGCCCAAGCAUGUGGCCCCAGAUGGGGGACAGGGGCCUCCACCCCCAACAGCCAGUCACUGUGAAGAAGGUUACCUGACCAGGCGCAGGAGCCAAAGCAGACUUUCGGACAAACCACCCCCUGAGAAAGAACAGACGAGCAAAACAAGGGAACGGGGCAGGGGGAAGAGAGUCAGUCUGUACAAAAAAGAACUGACUCCCAGUGAUCCCCUGGGGACAGGAGGGAAUAACAAGGUGGGGAAAGCAAGCCGAGGGAGGCCAAGGAGGAAGUUCAGUAAGGCGUCCUCUACCCCAACCCUUACAACGAGGCCCAGUUCAAGGGAACUAAGAAAACAACCCCGAAGAAGCAGCCCUGAUUCAGACCCUGAUGGCCAGGUCCAGGAUGGAACAGUUAACACACAUCCUGGGCCCAGGAGUCCUAAGAGGCACAGGUUCUCCAAGAAGGAAGGGAAGAGGAGGAAGGCACGAAAUGGUACCUGGAGCAAAGAACUUAUUCAUAAAAUUGUACAGCAGAAAAAUAAACCACAUAAACUACAAGUCAAAAACAGCCGAAUCAUGCAGUUCUCCCUGGUGACCCCAAAGCCUGUCCCCAUAACCAAAAGCGGGCAAUUUGGGGAAUAUGAUUACAUCUCUGAUUCUGAUGAGGAAGGAAGAGGAUGUUCUCUGGGUGCACCCAGGAAAAGACAGCCAGAAAGUUCCACCAUCAAUGGCAGGCCCAGACACAACUUUUUAAGACGAAACCGAGGAGACAAGGAACCAGGCCAGAAACAGGGAGGAAAGAGAUAUCAGGAUUCCCAGGAGGAUCCAUGUGAUGAAGCAGGGAAUAAGAAAGAGAGUGUGUCCCUGAGCCCAGAGAAGGUUUGUCAGCCUUCCCCUGGUGAUGAUCAAAGCACUAAUCCAGCCAGCCAGAUAGAGAAGCAGUCCCAAAGCACUGAUAAGGGAGAUUCUGACAAUGAAAAGGAAAGCAUCCCUGAGAUAAGGAGCCCAAGUGACUCUGACCACACUUUCCCUCUUCCAACGGGACUUCCACAGCUUCCCAACAAGGAGGAAACUUCACCAGAAAACUACCCAUUGCUAGAAGACUUUUCCAAGGAGAGCAAGAGAUCAGGAUCGGCCAAAGCAUCGUCAGCCAGAACCAAUCUCCUACCAAGUAGCAAGUCCAAUUUUCCACUGACCAAUUACGCAAAUGAAAAUGGAAGCACUAUGACCCAAGAAAAAACAAUGCAGAGCAAAGAAAGUGUAACCUACAAGCCCAGCCAGAUGGGCAGCAAAGAAACGGCAGCCUCAAAGUCCAAGAUGGGAGAAACCCAUGUUGAUAUGGUGCCACGGGAAGUCUCUGAAAGUCCAGUUCCAUCCACUUUGCAAGAUACCACCCAUAAUAUUGAGCCUUCAUUUUCUCCUUUCAAUGAGGACACCCUGAAGUACCAAACUGGAGAAUUAAUUAAUCCAUCCCAGGUUUCAAACUCUAUGGAUAUCAGCUACACAGAAGCCAGCAUGGAAUACUUAAAGAACCAUGACCCCGAUGCAGAGCCUAAAGACUUUGCCAUACCCACUGGCUGUUAUAAUGGGGAUCCCAUCAGGAUUAUGCUUUCUAGCAAAGGGCAUAAUUCUUAUGAGAGCAGCACUAAUGAAACAUCCCCCGGGCAAAAGGAUUUAAAGGAUCAUUAUGAUGCCAACCUAUAUUCAAAACCUUUGGUCCUAGGGUCAUCCCAUGUGGAGAACAUAUAUCUGGGCCAGGACAGCACCAGCCCUAAUACCUUUGAGCCCAGACCCUCCAAGAUUCCACCCUACACAACAGAACCUGAACCAGGCAAAGUCUCUCCCCCACUGAGCUUUGAUUCAUCAUCUAUAUUCGGUGGCCUUCCUGUCGCUGGAUUUGAUACUCCUCUCUAUGGCAGCAUGUCCCCCAGCAAGGUCAGCUACAUUCCUUUUGCCUGCGAGAGCACCUCAUCAAGCAAACCUACUGAACUUGAGCAACAGUACCCACCAUUUCUCCAUGAAAAGGCCUGGACUCUGGGAGAGGUGUCUCCAGUCCUGUCUGAUGACAUGAGCCAUUUUCAUGGCCUUUCAGUGGAAAAAUCAUUAGGUAAGAAAUUUCCUGAUGAAGGAACUGUGACUCCCAGCCAAAUCCCAUUGCCAGUCAAGAUAGGAGACUAUAAUGUACCUUUUAUGAAUAACAUGUCAGAGGAUGAGCUAGAAAUCAAGAGACUAGUCACAGAAUUGGAAAGUGAGCUUCAAACCAGCAAACUUGAUGAUGCUGCCCCUGGGGCCCUACACUCUCCUGAGCAUUUUAUUGCUUUAGAUGCACCUGAAACAACGAAACAGUUCUCACCUUCACCUCUCGGGCAAGAACCUGAGCAUGAAAAGCAUUUGUUCUUAGCCCAUGAGCUCACCAAUCUUGAGAACACAAAUCUUAUAGCACCCAAGGGUCAUAGUGGACCAGACUCAGGCGAGGAGAAAGAAGAAGUGGCCAGCAUGGAUGGAGACUAUGGAAGUCAUCAGGAAAGCUGGUCAUGUGCCAUAUCAUUUGACCCACUGACAACAAGCAUGCCCCCAAAUGCACCUGAAGAUACCGUCAAUAUAGAUCCUUUUGGCUCCCCAUUAACCUGUGACGAGUUUCAGCUUGAGCUCCAGGAAGCUGAUAUUUCAAAGCAGACCAGCUGCUCUGAGAUAGAAAAUGAAUCCCUCAUUAGUGCUGACCCCUCCCUUCCCAAUGUGUCUGAAAAAUUAGAGCUCUUAGCCUCUGCAGAGAGCUUGACAAAGAGCAGUCCCAUCAGAGAAUCUAUGAGUUCUAAAAAUAGGGAGGCUAGCAAAGUGGCUAAACAAGAUCCUCUGCACCUUCUCCCAAGAAAAACCAGAGAAGACAUGUUUCCAGAACCACACGAGAUGGCUCAAACCCUCAGUGAGCCACCCAAGCUGGAAGUAUUUGGCAAUCCAGUAACCCAUUUGAAAUCUGAAAUGGGUUUUCAGGAUGAUGGAGUUGCAGUCCUGGAUACCACCUCAUCUUCUGAUGCCAGAGAUUUCAACACUUCAGAGGAAAAAGCCCUCAAGAAAGCAAAUAGGACAGAAACUCUUAAGAGUGCAGUCAUCUCCCACCAAAGUGAAGAGGAGCCUAUACUGGAGGGGAACGAGGAAGCUGUGGCUUCAAUCUCUUAUCCACCAAUGCCAAUCUGUGAGAAGACUGGCAACAAGAAAGCCUCAUUAUUUGAGGUGCUGAGUUUGGCCAAAGACCCAGUUUGUGAUGAUGAAAUAGCACCGGCAUCCCAUGGUUCAAUGGCAAAUCCCCUACAAGAACUCCAGCUCUUUGUAGCCAGGACAGUCCAAAAUAACGAGGAAGAAAAAAUGCCCUCUUGCCUCACAGACCUACUAUCUGUCAGUCUCCAGCUCCCAAACACCAGCCCUUCUGAGCUGAAAGGGAAAAGUCAGGAAGAUGAGCACAUGGCUUGUGGCCACAACAAUGAUGAUGGAGUCAUGGAAGGUGGGCAAACAACACCUCUUUCCACCACAGUAGGAAUUCAGCUAUUCCCAGAGACAGAUGGAAAUCUAGAUUCACUCAGUGAAACAGAAUCAUUCCCUGCAAAGCAACCCAAAGUGGGGAGCCCCAAGGCACAAAAUCAUGUAUCCCAGCUACACCAGAGACCAGAACUGGGUGACCUUCAGAUCUGCCCAGAUGGUAUCUCACAAGACCCCAAUCCCUCCCCAUUCAGUAACAUAUCUGACUCCCCAGGGGCCAAAUUGACAAAAAGGGAAGAUCAAAACAACAGUGAGCUACAGCAAGACCACAACAUAGAAACCUGGCCAUUUAAAAAGCAUCAACAAUCCUCAUUAAGCCCUGUCUCUCUUGAGAAAGAGGAAUUGGGAGACACAAUAACAGAAACACAAAACAAAGGCAGUGCCUGGGGGAAGGAGGAGAAGCAGUUGCCCUCUGCUGAGAAAAGCAAAAGAACCCCUGAAAAAUCCCCUGAUAGGCCAACAGUGCUGCCUGCUUAUCCCCCAAGCCCCAAGCACCUCCUGGAGAAGGACCACUGGAAAAACCAAGCAACUUCAGUAUCACUUGCAGAAGCCAGUGUCUCUCCAAGGCAGUGCCUUCAGAACCCUCCCUCAGGAGAAGAAUCAGCCCUUGGUCUCCCUUUGCAGAUGACAGCUUCUGGCCAGGAAUGUCUACAGGGUGAUGGAGCUGAAAGCCUCCUGACUACUGUGGAUACUCAAGAUGAAAAAGAUGAAUACAGUGUCCUACUGCACAAUCCAGAGAGGAAGUCAACUCCUUUGUCUUUGGAGAAAAGCAUCUAUGAUCCUGAAAAAAGUCGAAAGUGUUGCCCUACACAGAGCCCAGUAGAAAAGCACACUGGUGAAGAUGUUCUUUCAACUCAGCCAGUAUUUCAGGACCAGAACGUCAGUGGCAAUGGCAGAUUCUGCCUAGAGAAGGACAUUUUAAAUAGCCAAGUGGAGUCUAGAGAAGAAGAACCAAGGAGGUCUCCUACUGCCUUUGACCUCAGCCAAGCUACAUUGUCUCCCCUGGUAGAAGAUGCCUCCCAGAAAACAGCAAUACAUGACUCCACUAUUUCCAACAUUCCACACUUAGGCCAGAAUGAUGUUGUCAGAAGGAUGCCCAUGAAAUGCACCUGCAUAGAGUUGGCAUGCCCCCACCACAUGGAAAACCAACCAAGAUCCCUCCCAGAUGUGACUCUCAAUAUCCACUCCCAAGAGAAAAGCAAAGCUUACCCAGAGGAUCCCGGGGACUAUCUGAUUAGCAGGGAAGCUAAAGUAGAGAAAGACCUGAGUUCUCAACAAGAAAAAGAAGCUAGAAACAAUGAAGAGGAGAUCUAUUCUGUAGCUUUGGGCCCUAAACUUACAAAGAUGCCUGAUGCCAACACUGGGGACCCAGAGGAUGUCCACCUUUUGGCUGCAACAGAGGUGAGCUCUUUCAAUUCUGUCUCUCCAAGUGUGGACCCAGGAAAGGCCAAUUUAAGAAUCAGUCCUUCUAAAAGCCACAGAAAUUAUCUGCCAGAAUCUUCCAUUGAUGAUGUGCAAAGCCACCUGGAUCCCAUCCAGGAAAAGAGUCGAUUUAAAAAGAAGCCACCAUCUUUGAGGAAUGGCCAGUGGAAAAGAAGCCCCCCCGAGGCAAAUGAGCUACAAGUCACAUGUGAUGUCUGCUCCUUGUCCUUCAAAUCCAAACCUGGCUUGAUGAGACACAAAGCUGUGAAACAUCGGAUAAGGAAUAAUGGCCCCCCAUUGCCAAAUAAGGCAACCAGAUCUAGCUCUGCUCCUUUGGAGAAGGAACCAAAAAUAUCAAGACACCACUCUAAGAAAAGCCUAAGGGCCAUGAAAGAAAAGGCAUGUGAUUCCCUAAUCAACAGCAGCCCUACUCCUGGACCACCUCUGGAGAAUGAGCCCAGCACCCAAGAACAUGAGGAGGUCAGUCCAGGGCUAAGUGGCCUCAGGGUUACGGCUCCUCCACUGACCCAUGAGCUCCUUCACUCAGACUUGGCGAAUGGCAAAGCAAAGAUGCAACCUCAGUCCUUGGAGCCUGGGAAAUCACACAAGUCACAUGGGAGGAAGCCUAGUCCUAAAAAAUUAGACAGGAGGCGAAAAGGUAGGAAGCGCCAAAGCAAAGAACCUGCAGAUUUAAACAGUGAUUCAGAAGGGAAAUUAAUUAGAGGAGUGAGAAAAAAGCAAGUGAAAAGAUUCCCAAGGAAAAAUGCAUGCAUUGAGGUUUCUGACUUGGAGAAGAAUAUCCCAGAAGUUUCUCCUGACAUGAGUUUAGAUAGACCUGACUCAAGUUCAUCAUCUACCAUUACCAAUUAUCCUGGGCAGUCAGAUAGUUCCCUCUUACCACCGGGAAAGGACUGGACUCAUUCAGUCCAGUCAUCUCUCAGUGCCAGACCAGUCCAUGAGACUUUCAAGGAUUUGGAUGAAAUGGGCAGUCAGAUACUAUUCACAGAAGAGACACUUGGCCAAAAGACCAUCAACAAUUUGAUGAAUGGUCAAGGGAGGUUGGAAAGCCCAUCUACAAGAGAUCAGGUCCAGGUUUUGGAGGAAGCCUGGGAAAACAAUUUCCUGAGGCCUGGAGAGGAAGGGCUGUGUAGCAUUUACAAUGAGAUGCAUGAAGAUACUCAUGGUACAAAUGUAGAGGAAUAUGUGAUGGAAAGAAAGAAGUUAGAAGAAGGCACAUUGGGAAAGCAUGUUUUGCCCCUGAAGAAGGCACCCUUAAGUCCCACUAAGCCAGACCUGCCCUUAGGAGCUUCAGAUCCAGAAAAAAGAAAAACCAUAACAACCAACAGUCUACCACGGGUCUUCUCAGAGGACACCGUGAUGGACUCAGAAGCCCAGGAAGGGAACAAAGGAGAGCAGAGCAAAGAGUCCUUUGCCAAAGAUCAGGCCAAAGUGGACCUCCAGCACUUAUUUGAUGAUGAUGCCACAUUUUCUCUUCUCUUCCCAAGGGAUGAUCACUUCUCCCGGAGGAAGUGCACCCGUGUUUAUGGGAAAGGGCCCAAGAAACCCAAACCAGUUAUAGAGACCAGCAGCCAGAUGGUAGGGUCCACAGAAAUGUUCUCCAUCCGCCUGCCAUCUGAUCUCAGUGACACUGACUCUUUCUGUGUCACCCAGGAAGACCCCUGUAAUUACGAGUCCAUGUCUUUCCAUGAUGCCUUCACGCUGGACAUGUGUCAUGGGAAUGACGCCUGGUCUCUGAGUCCUGGUAUAGGGACUCAUAAGCCAGAGAGUGAAACAGACAGUGACAACAAGAUGGGCCUCAACCUGGAUGAUGAUGAAAUGUUGACUUAUCUCUGCCCAAACAAUCGGUUGGAAGCCAUCCCCAGCUUGCACAUAUCACCAGCUGUUUGGAAUGACCUGGACGUUCUGGAUCAUUGUAAUGAAAUGUCUUUCAAGUCACCUUUAGAAGCUAAGAAUGAGUAUUCUUUGGGAGAAGUAAGUCCUGAGCCUCCAGAGCUGGAGGUAGAAACCUAUGCUGCUGGCCAUAUCCCCGAGAACCCAGACUCCCCAGAACUUCAUCCCAUUGACCUUGAGCUGCUGAGCACAAAGUUUGAAAUGAGAGACAUGCAUUUCUUUAGCACUUGUGAAGACUGUUCAGGCCAGUCUGACCCAAGCACUUUAAGUUUUAAGAAGAAGGUGAAUGAACACAUCCAACCUAACAAACCAAAAGAAGAGGAAGGGAAAAGGGGGAGAAGUCGGAGUGACAUGACCAUCAAGACCAGGGAAAAGCACUACAAGUGUAAGGUAUGCUUCCAGUGGUUCCUCACCCUGGGGGAGUUGGAUUUUCAUAAACUCACACACAACCCAUCCCCUCCCCCAACAUGCUACAUGUGUGUCCAGAGGAAAUUCAGUUCUAGGGAACAACUGAAGGAGCAUUUAAAAGGGAAACAUGCCAAGAACAAGGUAGGCCUUUGGGCCUGUGGCAUGUGCCUGAAGGAGAUCUCAGAUGUCUGGAUGUACAACGAACACUUACGAGAGCAUGCUGCAAAGUUUGCUCGGAAAGGUCAAGUUCAGAAAUGCAUGACAGGGUUGCCCACCUGCUUUGGAGAGGACAAUGCAGUUACUCAGUUCCUGAACACCAUCAUGAAUCGGAAGGCCAGAUCCUCCCGAGGCAAGCGCUCUGCUAGUAAGGGGAGCAAAGAUCCCAAAGUGCAAGAGUCCAAAGGAAGUCAAGAUAUCAUGGAAGGCAGCGGUAAGAGCAAGCCCCUGGCUCAAACCAACACUCCUGCCAACAGCAGCUUCCCCACCAUGACCACUGCUCCAUCCAGUUCUUCCAAAGUAGGGUCUCCUGAUCCUGGACCUAGUGGCGAGCAACCUUCCAAAGUGGUCCCCAUGCACCCCCAGUGCAAAGACCCUUCUAGGGAUUGCCACCACUGUGGAAAGCAAUUCCCCAAGCCCUUCAAACUCCAGCGCCACCUGGUGGUGCACAGCCUUGAGAAGAUCUACAUGUGUACCCGAUGUCCCAAGUUCUACAAGGAGACCCGAGAGCUCCGUGGUCACCUGAGCCAGGAGCAUGGUGUGAAGGAAAAGCCAGAAAUCAAGCACACCACGCUGUAUGCAUGUGAGCUCUGUGCUGAUGUAAUGCAUGUCAUCAAAAAGUCCUUUAUCUGCAGCACGUGCAACUAUACUUUCUCCAAGAAGGAGCAAUAUGAACGGCACAUGGAGAAGCACCUAGCAGAAGGGAACCGGACUUUCAAAUUCAGGGGGGUGAUGAGACCAGGUGCUGGGGCAAGGGAGGGAAAGGAGAGGAAGAAAAAGGAAGUCAGUUCCCAGGAGAGCAUGCCACCUAACAAAAAGAGAAAAGUGGCACUCCCCAACAGCCUUCCAGGGCCAGAUGCUGAGGGGACAUCAGGCCCACCAGAUCACAAUGUUGGCAACAAUCCUACCUUGGGUGACAAAUCUCCCCCAAUUCUAUACAAGCCCUUCUUAGAAGAAGCACCCAGCUCCCCAGCAAGACUGUCCAGUGAAGAAAAACCCAAGGACCUGAUGGGCUGCUUCUCUGACCACUUGGACAAAAUAGAGGGUUAUCCCCUUGAGCUCUUACAGUUACCUCCACCAUGCCUAUCCCCUCUCUCAGACACUCCUCUCUCAGAUACCCCAGAAGAAUGCAAGGAGAGUAAUAGUAUGGCACUACUAUAUAUAGAGGAGGCAAAAGAUGAUCUCUCUUCAAGGAGCCCUGCUCCUUUUCUAGAAACAAGCAAGCUGGAACAAGACUUGCCUAUACUUCCAGUUGGGAGGAGUCAAGAAGUUGAUGAAAAUCUUACACUUCGCCUGGCUCCAAUGCAAAGCAGACACACAAAUACUCAAAAUAAACCAGCAGUGAAUGCUGACAAAGAGACACUUGACUAUCCCAGUUCCCCAGGACAUACAACAACUGAGACCCACUUGGUCAGAACAGGGAAGAAAAUCCCCAUAUCACACAGCAACAAGACGGAGGCUCCAUGGCCCAAAGAAACCCAGAAGGCCCCAGGAAGUGGAACCACAGUAUCCCAGAAAGAAAGUUCCUCCAAACUUGGUUCUACUAAGAUUCCCCAUCCUGCACAGCCUCUCAAGGAUCGAACAGCAUCACCAAUUCUAAAUAGAGCCACCAAGGACUCAGCCCCCCAGCAGAAAACAACAAUCAACCAUGUUCCCAAAGAGGCAGCCUCCAGUGCACCCUGUGCUGAGGAUGUACCAAGACCCACCACCCUAAAAACCAAACCCAACCAGAGUCCUCGGUCUAAAGACAGUGUUGGGAGCAAUGUCAAAGAAGGAGCUGGUAGUCAGUCAAAGUCCACCAGCACUCAUCUCAAAAGUGAGACAGCAAUGAUCUCAACUAAGCCAGACCACAAAGAUCUUGGCAUAUCCCCUGACAAGCCAGCUUUGAGCAUCUCCACCAAAGCAUUCUCCAAGAGACAAAAAGAACACAGGGACUUGGGGCACAAAGGAAGCUUAGGCUCCAGAGAGAACAUCAAGGGUGAUGGGAAGAAGAAGAAAGCUCCAGAGAUGAGUAGGUGUGAAGGCCCAAGGGACUUAAAAAAAGCAGAGUGGACAAGUAAUAAUAGCUCCAUACCGUCCUCUAGGAGGCGUGGGACUCAGAACAACAGAGUCUCCAAACCCAGACCUUCAGGGACAAGCAGCCAGCUCAAGAAAACUGUGCCUGACCCUUACAAUCAGAAGAAAAUAGAAACUCACCACCACAAAAGGAAUGCCAAAUGCAAGAAAGGGAUCUUGGGGAAAUCUUUCCGGGAAGUGGUACCCAAAGGAGCUCCCUCAUCCCUCCACAGCACUGUAAAGAGGGGUAGAACUGUCCAAGGUGCUAAACCUGCUGAAACUCACAAGUAUAGAACAGUUGAAUCCCAGAACAAUCUUCUAAGCCAACUGUUUGGCCAAAAAUUAACUAGCUUUAAAAUUCCUUUAAGAAGAGAUACUUCUGAGUAA
Trichosurus vulpecula (common brushtail) is the source of this 12927-nucleotide messenger RNA. It is a transcript of the gene ZNF469, whose product is annotated as zinc finger protein 469. Lineage: Eukaryota; Metazoa; Chordata; Mammalia; Diprotodontia; Phalangeridae. The record is from RefSeq and is a predicted model, not a curated record. The transcript has a single exon. The coding region runs from base 16 to 12927 and encodes 4303 amino acids.